AUGACGCCGACGUUUAAACUACCGACUUCCGAUGAGCACGAGCACGAUUCAUUCGUACGUCAGGCAUUAGAGCAAGCUGCGUACUGCGAACCCGUCCCGACAGCAUUCUGUGUAGGAUGUGUUCUUGUGGCACGUUUGCCAGACUCGAACCCAAUCGUGCUGUCGAAGGGUUUCUCAAGGGAAUUGCCAGGGAACACUCAUGCCGAGGCAAAUGCUUUGGCCAAGAUGGAAAGUCUCUCUUCCCCACAGCUGCAAUCUCUCGUUUCCCCAUGGCCAUGGGAAGCGGCGCCUGUCAUAGAAGACCUUCUUCGCCACGUAGACGUUUAUACCACGCUUGAACCAUGCUCAGUCAGAACAUCGGGCCUGCCUGCCUGCGCUGAUGCCCUCAUUCGCGCCGGGAUCAGACGUUGCAUCAUAGGUGUACGGGAGCCAGAUGAUUUCGUCAAAUGUGAGGGUGCACAAAAGUUGAAGGAUGCCGGUAUCGAGGUUAUCUGGUACGGCGGUUUAGAGCAAGAGUGCUUGGACGCUGCCCGCAGAGGUCAUCGCAUCUAG
Molecule: messenger RNA, 552 nt
Organism: Suillus paluster
Lineage: Eukaryota; Fungi; Basidiomycota; Agaricomycetes; Boletales; Suillaceae
Product: diaminohydroxyphosphoribosylamino-pyrimidine deaminase
Exons: 1
Coding region: 1-552 (183 amino acids)
Molecular function (GO): diaminohydroxyphosphoribosylaminopyrimidine deaminase activity
Source: RefSeq, a predicted model, not a curated record